AGAGCUUUACCUGAGAAACAAGAAGAACUUGAGGCUCACAUUAAAGACCUUGGGCAGCUCGAAGAGCAGUUAAAUCAUCUGCUUCUGUGGCUGUCUCCUAUUAGAAAUCAGUUGGAAAUUUACAACCAACCAAAUCAAACAGGACCAUUUGAUAUUAAGGAAACUGAAGCAGCAGUUCAAGCUAAACAACCGGAUGUGGAAGGGAUUUUGUCUAAAGGGCAGCAUUUGUACAAGGAAAAACCAGCCACUCAGCCAGUGAAGAGGAAGUUAGAAGAUCUGAGCUCUGAGUGGAAGGCAGUAAACCACUUACUUCAAGAGUUGAGGGCAAAGCGGCCUGACCUAGCUCCUGGACUGACCACUAUUGGAACCUCUCCUAGUCAGACUGUUACUCUGGUGACACAACCUGUGGUUGCCAAGGAAACUGCCAUCUCCAAACUAGAAAUGCCAUCUUCCUUGCUGUUGGAGGUACCUGCUCUGGCAGAUUUCAACCGGGCUUGGACAGAACUUACUGACUGGCUUUCUCUGCUUGAUCAAGUUAUAAAAUCACAGAGGGUGAUGGUGGGUGAUCUUGAAGACAUCAACGAGAUGAUCAUCAAGCAGAAGGCCACACUGCAGGAUUUGGAACAGAGGCAUCCCCAGUUGGAAGAACUCAUUACUGCUGCCCAGAAUCUGAAAAACAAGACCAGCAAUCAAGAAGCUAGAACAAUCAUUACUGAUCAAAUUGAAAGAAUUCAGAAUCAGUGGGAUGAAGUACAAGAACACCUUCAGAACCGGAGGCAACAAUUGAAUGAAAUGUUAAAGGAUUCAACACAAUGGCUGGAAGCUAAGGAAGAAGCUGAGCAGGUCAUAGGACAGGCCAGAGCCAAGCUUGAGCCAUGGAAAGAGGGUCCCUAUACAAUGGAUGCAAUCCAAAAGAAAAUCACAGAAACUAAGCAGUUGGCCAAAGAUCUCCGCCAAUGGCAGAUAAAUGUAGACGUGGCAAACGACUUGGCACUGAAACUUCUCCGGGAUUAUUCAGCAGAUGAUACCAGAAAAGUACACAUGAUAACAGAGAACAUCAACGCCUCUUGGGGAAGCAUUCAUAAAAGAGUGAGCGAGCGAGAGGCUGCUUUGGAAGAAACUCAUAGACUACUGCAACAGUUCCCCCUGGACCUGGAAAAGUUUCUUGCCUGGCUUACAGAAGCUGAAACAACUGCCAACGUCCUACAGGAUGCUACCCAUAAGGAGAAACUCCUAGAAGACUCCAAGGGAGUAAGGGAGCUGAUGAAACAAUGGCAAGACCUCCAAGGAGAAAUUGAAGCUCACACCGAUAUCUAUCACAACCUGGAUGAAAAUGGCCAAAAAAUCCUGAGAUCUCUGGAAGGUUCUGAUGAUGCAGUCCUGUUACAAAGACGUUUGGAUAACAUGAACUUCAAAUGGAGCGAGCUUCGGAAAAAAUCUCUCAACAUUAGGUCCCAUUUGGAAGUCAGUUCUGACCAGUGGAAGCGUCUGCACCUUUCUCUUCAGGAACUUCUGGUGUGGCUACAGCUGAAAGAUGAUGAAUUAAGCCGGCAGGCACCUAUUGGGGGCGAUUUUCCAGCAGUCCAGAAGCAGAACGAUGUACACAGGGCCUUCAAGAGGGAAUUGAAAACUAAAGAACCUGUAAUCAUGAGUACUCUUGAGACUGUACGAAUAUUUCUAACAGAGCAGCCUUUGGAAGGACUAGAGAAACUCUACCAGGAGCCCAGAGAGCUGCCUCCUGAAGAAAGAGCACAGAAUGUCACACGGCUGCUACGAAAGCAAGCUGAGGAGGUCAACACUGAGUGGGAAAAAUUGAACCUGCACUCUGCUGACUGGCAGAGAAAAAUAGAUGAGGCCCUCGAAAGACUCCAGGAACUUCAGGAGGCAACGGAUGAGCUGGACCUCAAGCUGCGCCAAGCAGAGGUGAUCAAGGGAUCCUGGCAGCCCGUGGGCGAUCUCCUCAUUGACUCUCUCCAAGAUCACCUCGAAAAAGUCAAGGCACUUCGAGGAGAAAUUGCACCUCUUAAGGAGAAUGUAAGCCACGUCAAUGACCUUGCACGCCAGCUCACCACGUUGGGCAUUCAGCUCUCACCAUAUAACCUCAACACUCUAGAAGACCUGAACACCAGAUGGAAGCUUCUGCAGGUGGCCGUCGAGGACCGCAUCAGGCAGCUGCAUGAAGCCCACAGGGACUUUGGCCCGGCGUCCCAGCACUUCCUUUCCACUUCUGUCCAGGGUCCCUGGGAGAGAGCCAUCUCGCCAAACAAAGUGCCCUACUAUAUCAACCACGAGACCCAAACAACUUGCUGGGAUCAUCCCAAAAUGACAGAGCUCUACCAGUCUUUAGCCGACCUGAAUAAUGUCAGGUUCUCAGCUUAUAGGACUGCCAUGAAACUCCGAAGACUGCAGAAGGCCCUUUGUUUGGAUCUCUUGAGCCUGUCAGCUGCGUGUGAUGCCUUGGACCAGCACAACCUCAAGCAAAAUGACCAGCCCAUGGAUAUCCUGCAGAUCAUUAAUUGUUUGACCACUGUUUAUGAUCGCCUGGAGCAAGAGCACAACAAUUUGGUCAACGUCCCUCUCUGCGUGGAUAUGUGUCUCAACUGGCUGCUGAAUGUUUAUGAUACGGGACGAACGGGGAGGAUCCGUGUCCUGUCUUUUAAAACUGGCAUCAUUUCUCUGUGUAAAGCACAUUUGGAAGACAAGUACAGAUACCUUUUCAAACAAGUGGCAAGUUCAACGGGAUUUUGUGACCAGCGUAGGCUGGGCCUUCUUCUGCAUGAUUCUAUCCAAAUUCCAAGACAGUUGGGUGAAGUUGCAUCUUUUGGAGGCAGUAACAUUGAACCGAGUGUCAGGAGCUGCUUCCAAUUUGCUAAUAAUAAGCCGGAGAUUGAAGCGGCCCUCUUCCUAGACUGGAUGAGACUGGAACCCCAGUCCAUGGUGUGGCUGCCCGUCCUGCACAGAGUGGCUGCUGCAGAAACUGCCAAGCAUCAGGCCAAGUGUAACAUCUGCAAAGAGUGUCCAAUCAUUGGAUUCAGGUACAGAAGUCUAAAGCACUUUAAUUAUGACAUCUGCCAAAGCUGCUUUUUUUCUGGUCGAGUUGCAAAAGGCCAUAAAAUGCACUAUCCCAUGGUGGAAUAUUGCACUCCGACUACAUCAGGAGAAGAUGUUCGUGACUUUGCCAAGGUACUAAAAAACAAAUUUCGAACCAAAAGGUAUUUUGCGAAGCAUCCCCGAAUGGGCUACCUGCCAGUGCAGACUGUCUUAGAGGGGGACAACAUGGAAACGCCUGCCUCGUCCCCUCAGCUCUCACACGAUGAUACUCAUUCACGCAUUGAACAUUAUGCUAGCAGGCUAGCAGAAAUGGAAAACAGCAAUGGAUCUUAUCUAAAUGAUAGCAUCUCUCCUAAUGAGAGCAUAGAUGAUGAACAUUUGUUAAUCCAGCAUUACUGCCAAAGUUUGAACCAGGACUCCCCCCUGAGCCAGCCUCGUAGUCCUGCCCAGAUCUUGAUUUCCUUAGAGAGUGAGGAAAGAGGGGAGCUAGAGAGAAUCCUAGCAGAUCUUGAGGAAGAAAACAGGAAUCUGCAAGCAGAAUAUGAUCGUCUAAAGCAGCAGCACGAACAUAAAGGCCUGUCCCCACUGCCGUCGCCUCCUGAAAUGAUGCCCACCUCUCCCCAGAGUCCCCGGGAUGCUGAGCUCAUUGCUGAGGCCAAGCUACUGCGUCAACACAAAGGCCGCCUGGAAGCCAGGAUGCAAAUCCUGGAAGACCAUAAUAAACAGCUGGAGUCACAGUUACAUAGGCUAAGGCAGCUGCUGGAGCAACCCCAGGCAGAGGCCAAGGUGAAUGGUACAACGGUGUCUUCUCCUUCUACCUCUCUACAGAGGUCAGACAGCAGUCAGCCUAUGCUGCUCCGAGUGGUUGGCAGUCAAACUUCAGAAUCCAUGGGCGAGGAAGAUCUUCUCAGUCCUCCCCAGGACACGAGUUCAGGGUUAGAGGAGGUGAUGGAGCAACUCAACAACUCCUUCCCCAGCUCGAGAGGACACAAUGUAGGAAGCCUUUUCCACAUGGCAGAUGAUUUGAGCAGAGCGAUGGAGUCCUUAGUUUCAGUCAUGACAGAUGAAGAGGGAGCAGAAUAAAUGUUUUACAGCUCCUGAUCCCCGCAUGGUUUUUAUAAUAUUCAUACAACAAAGAGGAUUAGACAGUAAGAGUUUACAAGAAAUAAAAUCUAUAUUUUUGUGAAGGGUAGUGGUACUAUACUGUAGAUUUCCGUAGUUUCUAAGUCUGUUAUUGUUUUGUUAACAAUGGCAGGUUUUACACGUCUAUGCAAUUGUACAAAAAAGUUAUAAGAAAACUACAUGUAAAAUCUUGAUAGCUAAAUAACUUGCCAUUUCUUUAUAUGGAACGCAUUUUGGGUUGUUUAAAAAUUUAUAACAGUUAUAAAGAAAGAUUGUAAACUAAAGUGUGCUUUAUAAAAAAAAGUUGUUUAUAAAAACCCCUAAAAACAAACACAUACCCACACGCAGACACACACACAGACACACACAAACUUUGAGGCAACACAUUGUUUUGCAUCGUUUUAGCGUGAUAUCCAUAUGAAAUUCAUAGCUUUUUUUUCUUUUCUUGAAUAUUAAAUGUAGGACUUGUAACACCGUCAAAUGACUACUACACGUUGCUCUUUUGGGAAUUGUUGACUGAGUGGGGCUGGCUUUGGGUUUUUGUUUUAUACACCUAUAUGUCUAUAAGUAUAUAAAUACUAUAGGUAUAUAGGUAAAUAGAUAUGAAUUUCUAUAGACCUCUUAAAUUUCUUCCAAUGUUCCUGCCACUUCCUAAUGGAAAGAAAUUGCUUCUAGUCAGCCAGGCUUACCUGCUUGGUCUAGAAUGAAUUUUCCCUGGAGCCUGAAGCCAGGAGGAAACUACCACACUAAAACAUUGUCUAGGGCUCCAGAUGUUUCUCAUUUUAAACUUUCCACUGACAACUAGAGUAUUGGAUUUUUUUCAAGAGGAACAUGUGAAUGAAUACACAGGACUUAUUAUAUCAGAGUAAUCCAUUGAUAUAUUCAGCUUCCUGCUGCUGGCAAUGCCUUGACUUAGAUUUGAUGAUGCUUUGGUGGAAGUCAGAGCAUCAGAAAGCAUUUUUAACUCCCAGGCAGUAGGAGGAUGAUGGUAGAACUGGAGGGUUAUGGAUUCCCAGCCUAUCCCUAUGAGGGAGCAGGCCAUUCUUGAAGUAAAGGAUUGGAUGAAUGCUCAUGACCGUACAGAGUGAUCUCCAUAAUUACAACUAAACAGAAGCGGAUGGUUUUGUUGUUGUUUUUUAGAUUUUUUUUUUUCCUUUUUGCAAUGACUUUUGAAAUGCAGAUGACUUUUGAAAUGCCACAAGACCAUUUAAAAGAACAUUUGGGGAAAUGUGUGAGACAGUAAGUAGCCCCAUCGCACUGUAUUACUGGUAAUAUCAGUCCAGAAGCCCAUGAACUCUUUUGCACUUCUCUGCAAGUAAUUCCACACAGGUUUGUAAGUGGGAAGGCACAUUGAUUCAAAUGUUCCGAAAACUAAAGCUACUCCAAACUCUUUGGUGGAUCAGGCAAGUUAAAAACAUAAACAGCAAUUGCUCCAAAAGAGGAGAAAAACUCAACAGUUUGAAAAGCUAAGGACUGGUAGAAAAAAGCUUUACUCUUUCAUGUCGUUUUAUUACUCUGGUUUUUCGGUUUUUUGGGUUUUUUUAAUCAUUCAUUCAAUAGAAAUCACUGUGUGACCUAUUAUUUUGCAAAUCUGUUACCUCUGACUCAAGUGUAAUUAACUUUUAGAGUGUGGAUUUUGUCCAUUAUUUCAUUCAUGAUAAUUAACAUCAAACACAGCUUCUCAUGCUAUUUCUACCUCACUUUGGUUUUGGGGUGUUCCUGAUAAUUGUGCACACAUGAUUUCACAGCUUCACCGCUUGUCUGUUGUGUGAUCAUUUUUCUCCAUUUUCUUUUUUCCCUUAUAAUUUCUAAAAGAAAACCCAAAGCUCUAAGGUAACAAAUUACAUGAAGAUUUGGUUUUAGUCUUGCAUUUUUUUCCUUCGUGUGACGCUGGACUUUUUCAUUACCCAAGGAUUUUUUUUAUUUUUAAUCCAGAUUUAAAACAAGGGGUUCCUUUACGUCUUACUAAGAAAUUUGUUUCAUUCUAAAAUCAGAGGUAAAUAGAGUGCAUAAUUUUCUUUUAAUCUUUUUGUUUUGUUUGAUCUUUUAGACAUUAGUUCUGGGGUGAGUCUGACAAAAUAUUUGAAUGAAAAUUGAGAGCUUUAUUGCUGUGUUUUAAGCAUAAUUUAGACAUUAUUUUGUGUUCUUUAUAACCACCGAGUAUUAAACUGUAAAUCAUAAUCAAUGUAACUGAAGCAUAAACAUCACAUGGCAUGUUAUGUCAUUGUUUUCAGGUACUGGGUUCUUACUUGAGUAUCAUAAUAUAUUGUGUUUUAACACCAACACUGUAACAUUUACUAAUUAUUUUUUUAAACUUCAGUUUUACUGCAUUUUCACAACAUAUCAGACUUCACCAAAUAUAUGCCUUACUAUUGUAUUAUAUUACUGCUUUACUGUGUAUCUCAAUAAAGCACGCAGUUAUGUUACAAAAA
Messenger RNA from Galeopterus variegatus (Sunda flying lemur), 6605 nucleotides. RefSeq names its product dystrophin (gene DMD). NCBI's taxonomy places the organism in Eukaryota, Metazoa, Chordata, Mammalia, Dermoptera, Cynocephalidae. Gene Ontology annotation, biological process: synaptic signaling. Gene Ontology annotation, molecular function: zinc ion binding; protein binding. The record is from RefSeq and is a predicted model, not a curated record. Gene Ontology annotation, cellular component: plasma membrane. The coding region runs from base 442 to 4134 and encodes 1230 amino acids. The transcript has 30 exons.